This is a messenger RNA of Pieris brassicae (large cabbage white), 3021 nucleotides long. RefSeq names its product phosphatidylinositol-3-phosphatase SAC1 (gene Sac1). The transcript is spliced from 14 exons. Gene Ontology annotation, biological process: phosphatidylinositol dephosphorylation. Gene Ontology annotation, cellular component: endoplasmic reticulum. The record is from RefSeq and is a predicted model, not a curated record. Bases 178 to 1968 code for a protein of 596 amino acids. Lineage: Eukaryota; Metazoa; Arthropoda; Insecta; Lepidoptera; Pieridae. Gene Ontology annotation, molecular function: phosphatidylinositol-4-phosphate phosphatase activity.
UGGCAACACUGUUACCAUCAGCCAACAAAAACUACACUCUACAGCCUGGAGAAAAAUCAAAUAAUUUUGCGAUUUACUUACGUUUCGUAACUAAAUGUUUUCUAUAUCCCCAAGAAAAAUUAAUUUUCAAUUACAUAAGUGUAAAAUUUCCUAUAUCUAAUCGUUUAUAUUAUCAGCAUGGCCGAUCAAACGAAAAUUCAUGAUGAUAUAAAGCUGUAUACAACAUCAGAUAAGUUCUACUUAGAACCAACACUAAAUCCAACAGAGAUUUUAGUUAUUGAUAGAGUCUCAGGUGAAGCUCAUGUUAGAGAAAUAAAUUCAGUAAAAAUACCUAUCCCAGCAAGUGCUUAUAAACCAGUGUGUGGGUUUUUGGGCACAAUCAAAUUGAUUUCUGGAUUAUAUUUAGUUGUUGCUAAAUAUAGGAUAUUGGUGGGGCAAAUAAAUGGACAUGAUAUAUAUGAAUUGGCUGGAUCAGAUAUCAUACCUUAUGCUAGAUCAACAACACAUCUUACUAGUAAACAGAUAGAUGAUAACAACACAUAUGAACGCCUGCUACGUGCAGCCCUUGAAGCCCCCGGAAUAUAUUUCUCAUACAGCUAUGACCUCACUCACACAAUGCAGAGACUACAUUCUGUUUCACCAGAUUUUCACAAGAUGUCACUUGCAAGUCGUGCUGACCCUCGCUUUGUUUGGAAUGGACACCUUUUGAAGGGAUAUUCCCAACAAAUGUUUGCUAGAUUCAACUUGCCAAUUAUGCAUGGAUUUAUUGCAAUAAACCGUGUGAUGAUAAGCGGGCACCAGCUCACAUGGACUCUUGUGUCGAGACGCAGCGUUGACAGAGCUGGCACCAGAUUGUUUAUGCGUGGAAUCGAUACUCAAGGCAACGUAGCAAACUUCGUAGAAACAGAACAGGUAGUCGAAAGAGGAGGUGAGAAGUCCUCGUUCGUUCAAACCCGAGGGUCCAUUCCGUUAUACUGGAGUCAGUACCCCGAUCUAAAAUAUAAGCCCGCGAUGUCUCUGGCCGUCGAAGACCACGUGGCGGCUUACUCCAAGCACUUGAGGGAUCAGCUGCAGAGGUACGGGAAUCAAGUGUUGCUGAAUCUGAUCGACAAACGCGGUAAAGAAGAGUUGUUAGAGCUGGGUUAUCGUGCGGCUGUGGCGGCGGCGGCUUUGCCCGGAGUGCGGUACGAACCCUUCGACUUCCACGCGGAGUGUCGAGGGAUGCGCUACGAUAGAUUGUCUGUCUUGCUCGAUAGAGUUGCGCACGAGCAGACAGAAUUCGGGUACUUCCUCUGUCGAGGGGAGACGGUGCUGCUCCGACAGACCGGCGUGUUCCGAACCAAUUGCGUGGACUGCCUGGACAGGACCAAUGUGGUGCAAAGUCUGUUGGCCAAGAGGCACUUGUCGGCUCUGCUGAAGCUGCUGACUAUUACCAAUGACGAUGAACUCGUUCCGCACUUCGAUGCGCUCUUUCGUGGCGUUUGGGCCGACCACGCCGACAUGAUAUCGGUGCAGUACUCCGGGACGGGCGCUUUGAAGACCGACUUCACUCGCACGGGGAAACGCACGCGCCUGGGCCUCGUGCGGGACGGAAUUAAUUCCCUCACGCGGUACUAUAAGAACAACUUUAGUGACGGAUUUAGACAGGAUUCAAUAGACCUACUUCUGGGUAAAUACGUUGUUGUCGACGGCGAGGGCAACACUGUGCAGUGUCCCCUGAGACGGGACAGGAACUGGAAGUACGUUACUUUCCCUUCAGUGCUCCUGGUAGCGGUGUCGAUGUUCUGCGCGAGCGCAGCGUUGCCGGCUCGCUCCAACACGGAAGUGCUGCUCUACCUCAUGUUCUGGGGGGCCGCCGUGGGGGCCACGCUCAGGUUCAUAUUCAAACACGGCAAGGAAUUCGUUGACUGGCCCCGCUUGGACUGCGGCGGGAUCGCGUCUCGUCCCGGGCCCGAGUCGUCCUUAUGAUCGCGGAAUAUCCGCUCGUAGUUGUCGUCUAAACACUUCGUUGCCGCUCCUCACGUACCACACCGAUGAUCAAACGUGGCCGCGCUGACAAUAGUUAACACACGCGCUAAUAAAAUGGACGGAUGCAGUAUAUAAACCGAUGAAUGGAAAUAAUAUUGACGCCAAACGGUAAGAAAUGGUCGUUCAUCAAGAAUAUAAUGCAGGAAAUCGUCUCCGACUACGUCUGUUUGUGAGUCGUAUUAAGUAAUACAUUAUUUUCAAUGAGUUUUUUAUAUGGCAAACCUUAGGAUCAGUGUGGUAUGUGUAAUAUUGAACCGUAUAGUCCAUAUUUUACUAUAAGAUGUUAAAUUGUUUGAUCUAUGGCUGUAAAUUUUGCUUAAACUGCAUUCCAUUACAACAUAUUUAUAAAUUUUUAGGCUUAUUACAUUCGAUUUUCCGCCUUUCUAAUGGAAAUGAAGUAACAAAUUUAUUAAUAUUUUAACAACGAGCCAAUUUUGUAUUUUUGACUAUGUAUUAGAUCAUUUUUUUAAAUUCUUAUUAGCUAGCAAAGUUUUUGGAAUCUAUAUAAUAAAUUUAUGAUAUGUUUUGUCAAUAAAGACAGAUUUGAACCGAAGUGAUCACAAACAAUGUAGUAAAAUUGACAAUUGUCAAAAGAUUUUAAUGACAUAUUUUCUCCAAAUUCUUCGCUAAUUCAUUCCUGGUUUGUAAAGUGAUUAGACGGGACGAGCGGAUGGUUAUAUCUAUAGGAAUAACAUUGGAUUGAAUUUAACUUUAAAAACUAACGAAAACCCAAGUCGGUCGGUACAUGUCCAUAUAGAUCCUUUUUUAUUGAUAAAAGUUCUUUGGUGAAUUGGGGUUUCUUUAUGGACAGUGUGCACAUAAUAUUUUACAAAUCGAAUCAGAAUUUAUACAAUGUUAUUUCCUAGAUAUUGAUGUGUAUUUUUUUAAGAUUUUGUAAUUUCGGAUCAAACCUCGACGAGUCUAUGUGAAUUAUUUAAUUGUUGUAUUUAAUUUGUGAAGGAAUAUUUUAAUAAAUAUCAUUAUUUAUAUUGU